Cyprinus carpio (common carp) is the source of this 1361-nucleotide messenger RNA. Its product is annotated as zona pellucida sperm-binding protein 3-like. Gene Ontology annotation, biological process: positive regulation of acrosome reaction; binding of sperm to zona pellucida; egg coat formation. The record is from RefSeq and is a predicted model, not a curated record. Gene Ontology annotation, cellular component: extracellular matrix. Gene Ontology annotation, molecular function: acrosin binding. NCBI's taxonomy places the organism in Eukaryota, Metazoa, Chordata, Actinopteri, Cypriniformes, Cyprinidae.
CACAUAACAGCCAUUCUGAGGUUCUCUGGGUUUUAUGACAAUGGGAUUGAUGGAUUUUGUUUGUGUUGUAUAUUUUCUGCUUAUUGUAGCUGGCUCCUCUUUGGCACAGUGGCCAGGUUUUCAACAAGGCAUAGAUCCGAUAAGAUUCCAACAGUCUCCUGUUUUUGUUGCUCGGCCAGCUGUCCAAAAUCCACAGGCAUCAGCUUUGAGGUUGCCUGUGAUGAGCUCUACUAGAGUAGGACCAUGGAAGUUUCAAGAACCUGAUAGUAGUCAGUCCAAACAGCUAAUGCAGGCUCCUAUGGCACCUCUGACCUGGCAUUUUCCUGUAGUGCCAGAAGAGCCCAAACAGCCACCUGUGCCUUUUGAGUUACGUGUACCGACCCCUACACAGAGUAUUGCCGCACAAUGUGGAGAGAGCGCUGUACAUGUGGAGGUUAAGAAAGACUUCUUUGGUACUGGUCAGCUGGUGAAUCCUUCUUUCCUCAGAUUAGGAGACUGUGCAGCUGUAGGGGAGAAUCCAGAAGCUCAAGUGCUCAUCUUUGAGUAUGAGCUCCAGGCAUGUGGCAGUUCUCUGACUAUGACUGAUGAUGAGCUGGUCUAUAAAUUCACCCUCUUUUAUACUCCUGAGGCUUUAGUAGGAACUCCCAUUGUAAGAGCUGAUGCAGCAGCUGUUGGAAUUGAGUGCCACUAUUCAAGGUUGCACAAUGUAAGCAGCAGUGUUUUGAUGCCCUCCUGGGUUCCCUUUGCUGCUACAAAGGUUGCAGAGGACAUUUUGGUGUUCUCUUUGAAGCUCAUGACUGAUGACUGGAUGUUUGAGAGGCCCUCCAAUCAGUACUUCUUAGGGCAGGUUCUGAAACUUGAAGCUUCUGUAAACCAGUACAACCAUAUUCCUCUGCGCAUCUUUGUGGAUGGUUGUGUGGCUACUGCGGUCCCUGAUAUAAACUCCACUCCAAGAUAUUCCUUUAUUGAGAACCAUGGGUGCCUGGUUGAUGCAAAGCUUACAGGUUCUACUUCCAGUUUUAUGCGUCGAGUUCAGAAUGACAAACUCCACUUUCAGUUGGAGGCUUUCAGAUUUCAGCAAGCAAAUGGUGGCCUGGUCUAUAUCACCUGUGCUUUGAAGGCAGUUAUGGCUUCAACCCCCAUAAGUCCAGAGAACAAGGCUUGCUCCUUUAACAAUGGAUGGCUUUCUGCAGAUGACAAUGAUCAGGUGUGCAUGUGCUGUGAUACCUCAUGUGGCUCCGGCAGAAAAGUGGGAGCACUAUCUGAUUCAGGCCUUGUUUCAGAAGGGAAGGCGAAAAUUGGCCCUAUUAUAGUGUCUAAUUGAUGUGAGUUGUAAGUGGCCAAUAAAGACCUGAAACGGA